This is a messenger RNA of Trichoderma aggressivum f. europaeum, 2556 nucleotides long. RefSeq names its product transcriptional regulator family: Fungal Specific TF. Gene Ontology annotation, molecular function: zinc ion binding; DNA binding. The transcript is spliced from 8 exons. The record is from RefSeq and is a predicted model, not a curated record. Gene Ontology annotation, cellular component: nucleus. The coding region runs from base 1 to 2556 and encodes 851 amino acids. Lineage: Eukaryota; Fungi; Ascomycota; Sordariomycetes; Hypocreales; Hypocreaceae. Gene Ontology annotation, biological process: DNA-templated transcription.
AUGCCUCGCUUCCACCAUCUUCCGCUUCCGCCUCCCGCACACUGCUUUCGAGCGGCCGCCUCACCGGCCGUUGACUCCGGCCCCUGCUCCGAAUCAGAUUUCCAUUCUUGUAGAAGUCCUCAUAUCUCAUUGUCGGAGAAUGAGCUGAAAACCCGAAUCCAAGAGCUCGAGUCUCUUGUCGCCAACCACGUGAGCAGGCUCUCUCCCCAGCCUCAAUCCACUCCGACGGCUUCCAGUCGGGACACAACCAGCUUCUCAAUAUCGCACUCCCCCUGUGCGUUUUAUCCAGCAGCUCUCCGCUUCCAAAAGCUGUUCUUGGAUACAGACAUCCAGACCCGCCCGGAUGCUCCGUCGCCGCCUUCGAGUGACAUGAUCCCCGCCGCCGUUUGGGCCUACUUGGGGGAUCAGGCUCAGAGCGCGGUCAUCAUGUCACAGUAUUUCCAGACAAUCCACAAGUGGAUGCCAAUCAUUAGCCAAGUGCGUUUAACCUCGCUGGCUGAUUUGGAACUAGGUAACCGGCCUAGAGCAGACUUUGCUUUGUUGCUCCUUACAAUGAAGCUCAUCCAGAACGUGCCCGGAAGUUCGUCCAAUGCAGUAAGAGAUGCGCUGUACAUCUGCGCAAAGGAAUUUGCAGCUUCUCUGGAAAUAGCAGGUGUAUAUACGCUGCUAAAGCUUCAGGCUAAUCUACUCAUCUCGGUGUAUGAGAUGGGACACGGAAUAUUUCCCGCUGCCUACGUCUCAGUGGGCUGUUGUGUAACACAAGCCAUGGUCCUUGGCAUCCAUAAUCGAGAAGCUCCUCAAAUUUUGGAGCAGCCGCGCACUUGGAUAGACUGGGAAGAGAGACAGCGGGUCUGGUGGUUGGUUGUGAUUCUUGAACGAUACAUCACUUCUGUCGGAGACAACCGACCUCUCCUAUCCGCUGAUCCUAAUACAACAUCGCAUCUGCCUGUCAAUGAUGACUCUUGGGACUCUGGACAAGCCAUGUAUCCUGAGCGACUCAUCCUAUCCUCAUCCAAACAUUUGUCAGCAAGCCCAUUUGCUCGUCUUGCUCAGGCCUCUCAUCUCCAGGGAGAGGUUAUCAAGCACUGCAAUGAUGACACGCGAAGCCUAGCACUCGUCCAGAACGACGUCGAGGUGCUCAGUCAGGUCUUGUGGUCUUUCUUAGAGGUCAUCGGCAAGGACAGGUCCAGCAUGAAGCACUUCUAUAGCUCCGUAGGAGUUUGUCUGAGCGCCCUAAUGAAGCUUUGCGAUCAUCAUUCUUGCGACUCUUUCGCCAUUUACAACGACAGAGCCCUCGAUGUGACCGAAAUGGCCCUUGCUCGUGAAAUAGCUCUCCGAUGCCAAAGCAUAAUGAAGGAUUGCAUCGUCAAGGCCAUGUCAUUCAUUGAGGUCCUCGGAGAAAUGGUGCAAGAUCAAGAAUCCAUCGAAAAUCUUGCUAGCCUGUCGCCCUGGUUCUUGGAUAGCAUCUACCAGUGCCUGGCCAACGUCGUUUAUCUCAUGGCUACAACUCCAGCCGUGGAAGCCUCAGGAUACCCGUCGCAGGUUUCUUUGUGUAUGGACUUGUUGCGAAAGGCAAACCAGAGAUGGAACGUUGCAGGAGCUUACCUCGAGGCUAUCGACUUGAUAGAACAUGAACUGAAACUGGCCUAUUGGGUUCCAUCCAAGGCACGCCGUCCUGAUGCCUUUGCGCCUCUCCAGCCUAUCGGCGAUAACCUCUAUCUCUAUAAAUCCGCCGGUUAUACUUCCAAUGAGGGCCAAGGCCCCUCUCUAAUCGUUCUUUUCACCUGGCUCGGCGGAGCUACGGCUACCAGAAUCCAGAAAUAUCUCCUCAGCUACCGCACCAUCUGGCCUGCAGCAACGAUCCUCCUCGUCACUACACGGGUAUUUGAGUUUGCAGUUGCAACAUCAGGUGCUAUCCAUGCCCGCUUAGAACCGGUGCGCGAUGCUAUUCGUCGACACGUUGCCAGCAGAGUGAAAGACAGGCCUUCGAUUCUAUUCCACAUAUUCUCCAAUGGAGGACUUCAUACCGCUAUUCAGCUGACGCUUUCGUUACGGGAUGCUAAAGAGAGAGCCGGGCCGCUGGAUCUCAAACCGUAUCUCAAGGGAAUCAUCAUAGACUGCUGUCCGGGACAAACAGACUAUAUGCGCACAUACAAAGGGGCCAUAUUCUCUCUUCCACCUACAGUUUUCGGGCAGCUUUUGGGAAAGCCAUUCCUUUUUGUCGCUGUAUUUCUCUAUACAAGUUUUACACAUGCGGGUUUAGUUGCUGGCGUAAAGGAUUAUCGCCGCCAGCUCAAUGAUCCGAGAGUCUUUGGGAGCUUGGCAAGACGGCUUUACUUGUACGCCAAAGAAGAUGCAGUUGUUGGGUAUAAGGAUGUUGAGCUGCACAUAAAGGAAGCAAAGGAGAAAGGGUACGAAGUCGAUAAUGUUUGCUUCUUAAAUAGUUACCAUUGUUCGUUGCCCCGGGGGAAUGUGGAGUUGUAUUGGGAUACUAUCAGGGAUUUCUGGAAGAAAUCGAUGUUGAAGGGGGAAGAUCAAAUGCGAUGCAAGUUGUGA